UAACGUAAUAAAAUGUUGAAAGUUUAGAAAACCUUAGCAAGACCUUAAUUUCUCAACAUCUUCCUGUUUUCAGUGCUGCUGCUCUGUUUGCUCAGACUGAUGGCGAAUGUGGUUGUUGCAGCUUAAAAUGGGAAGUUUGUCGUAAUUCUUUCCAUUCUUUCCUCUCAGAGGCAGAAACAGUUCGCUAUCAGAUCCUCUCCCACCAGCAGAGAUGCAGCGUUUACUGACUCAAGUGGCUGCAGGGAAACUGCAACUCUACAUGGUGAUCGUGGUGAUGUUUACCUACAGCAUUCUGCUCAGCAGGGACUUUGAGUGCACCUGCAAACCUCAGCACUAUGACUGCAUCAUUUACUCACUUCUUCCUGCUCUCAUAGUGACCGUCCUGAUGCUGUGGUCCAACAGGCUGUUCCAGAGGCUCUGCAGCUACUGCUGCACAUUUAAAGGGUUUCUCUGCUGUCAGAUCCUGAAGUCUUCUAUGGUCGGUCUCCUCUGGGUUGCACUUCUUUUCGUUAAAGGCGACUGGUUUGCCUGCUGCUUUAAUAACCUUUCUGAGGAACAGGCCCAUCUACCCUGCAAAGACCCGGGGAGGAGGACCGUUGAGGAGAGAGAAACCAUUGCUGGCGUGAAAAACACAUCCAGGGUUGUUGGCUGCUGGAUGCUCUUCAUCAUAAUCUUCUCAGGAGCCAUGAGUUCCUGGAUCAGAUGGAAAUGUGACGGCGUGUGUAAAUGCAGCAGGCAAACCGCUCAGUAUGAAGAAACACUUUACUACAAACUGGUUCUGGAAGAGGAGGAAAAGGUGCUGAAGGAGGUUCUGAGGCAGGCGGUAAACCUAAAGCUGAGCGCAGAGAUCAGGAAGAAAUGUGAGAAAAACUGGAGAGAAGCUUUUAAUGUUGCUGAUGACCUCAUCACCAAGGAAUUAAAGCAAACUGUCAAUGAAGAAACAUCCUGACAGGGAAGAAGGUGAAUCUGUAAACAUUUUAGAAACAUCCAUAUUCAUUUAUUUCAGUUCACAUGAAAGGAAAACUUUAAAACAACCAGGAUUGAUUCUGUAUAAAUUACUACGGUAGCCAUUGUAGAGUUCAGAGAUGCUACAGCUUUGGAAAGCAAUAGAGUGAUAGAGCGGAGGGUCCAACCAGGAAGUCUGC
Molecule: messenger RNA, 1145 nt
Organism: Cyprinodon tularosa
Lineage: Eukaryota; Metazoa; Chordata; Actinopteri; Cyprinodontiformes; Cyprinodontidae
Exons: 2
Coding region: 212-949 (245 amino acids)
Source: RefSeq, a predicted model, not a curated record